Messenger RNA from Rhinopithecus roxellana (golden snub-nosed monkey), 378 nucleotides. RefSeq names its product phosphatidylinositol 3,4,5-trisphosphate 3-phosphatase TPTE2-like. NCBI's taxonomy places the organism in Eukaryota, Metazoa, Chordata, Mammalia, Primates, Cercopithecidae. Gene Ontology annotation, molecular function: phosphatidylinositol-3,4,5-trisphosphate 3-phosphatase activity. The transcript is spliced from 5 exons. The record is from RefSeq and is a predicted model, not a curated record. Gene Ontology annotation, biological process: dephosphorylation. Bases 1 to 378 code for a protein of 125 amino acids. Gene Ontology annotation, cellular component: cytosol.
AUGUUCCUUGAACUAACUUCUCUUCUGGGAAGAACUGGAACUGUGGUUUGUGCCUUCCUUAUUGCCUCUGAACUAUUUUUAACUGCAAAGGAAAGCCUGUAUUAUUUUGGAGAAAGGCAAACAGAUAAAACCAACAGCACUGAAUUUCAGGGAGUAGAAAUUCCUUCUCAGAAUAGAUAUGUUGGAUAUUUUGCACAAGUGAAACAUAUCUACAACUGGAAUCUCCCUCCAAGAAGGAUACUUUUUACAAAAGCAUUCAUUAUUUAUUCGAUUCAUGGUGAUGGAUAUGAUCUAAAAGUCAAAAUAGUAAUAGAGAAAAAGGUUGUACUUUUCCUGUACUUAUUUAAGAAAUUGUUAGGCUUAACCACAAAGAAAUGA